Messenger RNA from Pieris macdunnoughi, 768 nucleotides. Lineage: Eukaryota; Metazoa; Arthropoda; Insecta; Lepidoptera; Pieridae. The record is from the annotation of a GenBank genome assembly.
AUGGCAUCGUCUGUCCCUAUAGUGAAACUUUCUAAUGGUUUUGAGAUUCCUAUGCUUGGCCUUGGAACUUGGCAGUCCAAGCCGGGUGAAGUAGAGACAGCUGUCAAAGCAGCCAUAGACAUCGGCUAUAGACACAUAGACUGCGCUUACGUCUAUGGAAAUGAAAAGGAGGUCGGUGACGCGAUUGCCGCCAAAAUUAAGGAGGGUGUUGUCAAACGCGAGGAUCUCUUCAUCACUUCAAAGCUAUGGAACACCUUCCACCGGCCCGAUCUGGUGAAGAAAGCUCUUAAUGAGACCUUGGCGAAUCUUCAACUUAAAUACCUUGAUCUGUACCUGGUGCAUUGGCCACAUGCCUAUAAGGCUAUAUUAGUCCACGACCUCUGUCAAGUGAAGUCCUCCAGGGAGCAAAAUCCCUUCUGUCUCCGAAACAAAGAUAAGUUUUUCCAGGUCGAAUGCCAUCCAUGCCUUAACCAAAUGAAACGAUUAAUUCUGCAAGGCCAAAGUAAAAACCACCCCCUACUCCCCAGUUGGCUAUGUUUUCGGAAGAUCAUGGGCCAUUCAUCCCUAUACCAAAUAGAUCGCGGAAACAUUGUGAUUCCUAAAUCAGCGAAUCCAGGCCGCAUAGCCUCCAACUUCCAGGUGUUUGACUUCAAGCUGUCCCAGGAGGAUGUCCAGCUGAUCAACACUUUCGACUGCAAUGGACGAUUUGUUCCCAUGAGCGCUGCCGUCGGACACAAGGACCAUCCAUUUGAAAACGUCGAGUUUUAA